UUAUCCCCGUUCGCUUUUAAAUUGCGCGCGUUGUUUAGUUAUCCACUAUGCCAGCAGUUGUCGGGAAAUGCAGUUUGUUUUGUCGCCUGAUACUUCACGUCGUAUACAGAAUAUUGUGAGAUAAUUUGUUUGUUUCUGUGAAUUUGUGUUUACAGUUUUGUGAGUGACUGUCGAAUUUUGUGUUGUAUGUGUGCUUCCUUAGCAGUGUCUAAGAAGUGCACGUUUAACCAUGGUUACGAAACAAAAACCACCGAAAGAAAAGCGCAGGAACAAUGAAAAACGAAAAGAGAAAUCAAGAGACGCGGCUCGCUCCCGUCGGUCGCGAGAGACAGAGAUUUUCACAGAUUUGGCCAAUGCCCUUCCGUUGUCGCAGGAGCAGGUCCAGCAAUUGGACAAGGCUUCCGUCAUGCGAUUAGCCAUUUCGUACCUUAAGGUCAGAGAUAUGGCCAAUUUGGUGCCCAAACCGUUGACCAUCGAGGACAAAAAGCUGAACAUCGACGAUUCAACAUUCUUACAAACACUCGACGGAUUUCUGUUGGUCCUCGCCAAGGAAGGUGACUUUGUUUAUCUUUCGGAAAACGUCAGCGACUACUUGGGUAUUACGCAGGUUGACCUCAUGGGUCAGAACGUGUUUGAAUACAGCCAUCCGUGUGACCACGACGAAAUUAAAGAAAUUCUCGGGUCCAAGAGUCAGGAAGACGUUGAUGCACCAAAAUCAUUCUUCAUACGGCUCAAGUGCACGUUGACAAGCAAGGGCAGAUCGGUUAACCUUAAGUCCGCCACCUACAAGGUGAUCCACUGUACCGGGCACAUAAUCCGGAGCAGCGUUAAAUCGGAGAAUAAUGACAACGGAAAUUUACAACGAUGCUUGGUCGCAGUCGGCAAACCCAUACCCCAUCCUUCUAACAUAGAAGAUCCGCUUCCACGACAAACUUUCCUCACCAAGCACAGCCUUGACAUGAAGUUCACCCACGCCGACGAUAAAAUUUUGGAAGACAUUCUCGGGUACAAUGCUGAAGAUUUGAUUGGAAAAUCAGUGUACGAAUACCACCAUGCCCUGGACAGCGAUGCUAUAGGGACCGCCUACAAGUGCUUGUUCUCCAAGGGACAAACCGAGACUAACCGUUACCGUUUCCUGGCCAAGACGGGCGGUUACGUUUGGGUUGUAACCCAGGCCACGCUAAUUUACGACAAAAUGCAGAAGCCGCAGAGCGUGGUUUGCGUCAACUACGUCAUAAGUGGUGUCGAAUGCAAAGAUGAGAUCUAUUCAGCAUCUCAGCAUUCACUAAGACCGGCCAUCAAUAGUACUACUGUGUGCAUCAACAAAAACGUACCGUUUUCGGUUAACCAGAAGCCAGUGCUCAGCAAUUUGAAAGUUGUUGAGCUUGUUUUGCCGGUAGUGGCUAAAGACGAAGAGACAGUGAUUGAACCACAGAGGGAUUGUAAACCCUUAACUGUGACUGAAAAACUAUUCUCCAAGCCUGAAACGGCAACCACAAAGAUUUUUGCACCAAGAACUGAGGAUAUGAGUAAGGGAUUCCUAACAUUCUCUGAAGAUGAACCAGGACUUACAAUGCUAAAGGACGAACCCGACGAUCUAACUCACUUAGCGCCCGUCGCGGGCGACGUCUGUAUCCCGUUGACGGACGACAGCCAAUUUUUGCCCGAAAUGCUCCUGGAUGACUUCCUGGGCGACAGUUUCGGGCCCCUCCUGUCGGAGGAACCCUCCGAUCCCUUUAUCGCCUAUAGAGACUUCCACGACUCGUCCACACCUGAGCUAUUGUCGCCAAAUCUGUCCAAGAAUUCUGACAGCAGUUUGCCGUCAUUAAACAGUCCGACCGACUCGCUCGGAGACGAAGAUCAAAUGUCCACAUUCAUGAACCUCCAAAUGGAGGAUGAUGAUCUCGCCAUGAAAGCCCCUUAUAUUCCCAUGAACAUGGCAGACGAUUUACCUCUGUUAAUGUCAGACGAUCUAAUGUGGAACACUAACGAUAAAGAAAAAGUAAUUAGAGACAGUAGUUCAAGCUUAGCACAGUUGUUAUCGUCUUCUGUGAACAAACAGUCGAUAACGACAAAAGAUCAUGGCGGGGGCAUGCUAAACGAUUCGAAUAUCGGAGAGCUACAUAAUGAGAAAAAUUCAUCAACUUGGUCAAUAAAAUCGACAAAGAAAGAAAGUAGACUGGAAAGGUCGCCGGGCACGAAACGUACCAACAGUACCAAUUAUGAUAUAUCGAACAAACGGUCGAAGAACGAGCCCACUGAAAAGAUGUCGUCCGAACUGUUGCAACAGUUGAUGUCCAAUAACCACCACAGGGGACGUCCCAAAGGGAAAAGCAAUUGGCUGUUGGAUUCGGGCGGUCAAAAGGCCGCCUGCAUAUCGCAGCCCAGCGACAGUGUAUUGAUGAAUCUUUUGGACGAUCCGAUGGAUGGUACAAGAGCAAACAUCGACAAAGUACUACACAAACGAAUUCAGAUCGAACUGGAUAGAAAUAAAGCGAGGACCAUAAUCCGGAAGAACUCUAUAUCGCUGUUGGAUCCUGAGGGCACGAUUCCAUCGCUCAUGGACCUCACACAGCAGGAUUACGAGGUGAACGCGCCCGUUCACAAUCUUCUCCUGGGCCAGGACCUUCUGUCGGCGCUGGAGUUGGCGAAUGGGACCAUUUAGCUAGAGCUAGAGGACACGGGACCGGCAGAUAAACGAGAGUUUGAAAUACCGUUGAUCGUUGUUAAUGGCAGUAAUGUUACAGUGCAAAAUAUUGUCGUGGUUCGCGACAUGUAAAUUUUUAGAAGUGGUCCUUACGUUAACCAUGAUGGUCUUAUUAGAAUUUACUAUUGUACAAUUUAUACAUGUCACAAAACGUUCAUGGUUAAUAUAUGGAUGGGCUUUAUUGCAAUUUGACUGAAAUGAGGGUGUCUUAGAUUAAGAAGUAGAAUUAUAAUGCUCAAAAAGUUGUUUAUUGUUGUAAGCAAUCUCAGUUUUUAAUAUAUUUAUGUAUGUAAGAGUUUUUGUCAAUUUUGAAAUGUGCAUUGCAUUUAUUAUUGUUUAUUCUGUUCCUGCAUAUACCAAAAGACGUUUUUCAGAUACCAAAAAAGUAGUACAUUUUUAUACAAAUAAUUAAAGACAAGUUGUGGAGUGGCCUAAACUGAGAUUGGAUGUAUAUAUAUACAUAUACUAGUUUAUAAGAUUCUUCAUAAAUUUGAUAAUCAUAUCGUAUUAAUGUUUCCUCAUUUCAUUAAAAAUUGUAUUGUUUUCAUUAAUUUCUAGAGUCUCAAUCCUAAUUUCAAGCUCUCUUCAUCUACUGCACAUAUAUAUUAUAGUGAUAAAGGUUACAUUAAUAAAUUAGUGAUACUUGUUUUUAUUUAAAGAAAUAUAUACAUGCAUAUUUUAUCAUCUACUAAUCUAGGUUUAGUAACAAAUUUUAUUCAAUAGAAAAGAUAAGUUUUAUGUAUACUGCCAUAUUUAAAUGUUUCAAUGCUAGUUUCUGUAAUUGCAUUUCGCAUUUUCAAUGUUUAUGUAAAUUUGUAUUGUAGGUUUUAAAAUUGUGAAAAGUACAUUUAUGAAAUAUCUGUAACAGAUCCAUUUGUUAAUCGAAUAUCUUUAUAUUCUAUUUUGUUUUAUCAAUAUUUGCAAUCUAUUUUGAUUUAACGAUAGUUAUGGACGAGUCGAGUACAAGAAUCAUAAAUCUAUUCGCAGCAUUCGAGUACACUUUUUAGGACUACCCAAUACCAAGUACUCUAAUGACUGCCCGAAUAUCUGUCGAGUUAAUAGAUCCGAGUGCAUGGGUACUCAAGUGCGCCACGCAUUUGAAUACCCAUGGAUUCGAAUCAAUUUGAAUGGAUUUAGUACUCUCCGUACUCAAGUAUUUUAUCGCUGCGUACCACCUGCGGCGUGUAUUCGAAUCCGAAUGAAUUGCUUUAAACUUCCUACUCAGAUAAUCAUUCGAUUCGUAAAAGUACUUGAGUACAGAGAAUAACGAUUCUUAAAAGUACUCGCCUCUACCCAUCGCUAUUUAAUAGUUUUUUAUUGUAAAUUAAGAAAAGUAUAUCUAUUAGGCUUUAGGAUCAUGGAGAGCAUAAUAUUUUUAGAUUUUUAAAUAAAUUUUUGGAAAUGUCGAUUAUUGUAAUUGGGAAUUUGCAAGGUAAUAAAUUUUAGUUGGGUGAA
This is a messenger RNA of Aethina tumida (small hive beetle), 4162 nucleotides long. It is a transcript of the gene sima, whose product is annotated as protein similar. Gene Ontology annotation, cellular component: cytoplasm; nucleus; transcription regulator complex. The record is from RefSeq and is a predicted model, not a curated record. Gene Ontology annotation, biological process: cellular response to hypoxia; regulation of transcription by RNA polymerase II. The transcript has 12 exons. NCBI's taxonomy places the organism in Eukaryota, Metazoa, Arthropoda, Insecta, Coleoptera, Nitidulidae. Gene Ontology annotation, molecular function: RNA polymerase II transcription regulatory region sequence-specific DNA binding; protein dimerization activity; DNA-binding transcription factor activity, RNA polymerase II-specific. Bases 230 to 2665 code for a protein of 811 amino acids.